Messenger RNA from Physeter macrocephalus (sperm whale), 1112 nucleotides. It is a transcript of the gene UBE2H, whose product is annotated as ubiquitin conjugating enzyme E2 H. Gene Ontology annotation, molecular function: ubiquitin conjugating enzyme activity. The record is from RefSeq and is a predicted model, not a curated record. Gene Ontology annotation, biological process: ubiquitin-dependent protein catabolic process; protein polyubiquitination. Gene Ontology annotation, cellular component: nucleus. The coding region runs from base 440 to 991 and encodes 183 amino acids. NCBI's taxonomy places the organism in Eukaryota, Metazoa, Chordata, Mammalia, Artiodactyla, Physeteridae. The transcript has 7 exons.
ACGGCGCCCAGAGCGAGGCUGGGGUAGAGAGGCCGACUGAGCUGGAGUCGUCCGCUUGUAGUGGAGGCGGCUAGGGUGCCGGCGAGAGGGUGAGCGGGCGAGCAGGCGAGUGAGCUAGCGCAGGCAGGAGGGAGAGUCGCGCGGCGCAGAGGAGCGCCGGGUCCGGGCAGCGGAGACUCACAGCCGCAGAGGGGCAGCCCGAGCCGGGCGCCGCGGGGUCCCCACCCCCACUCGGCCGGACGGUGCCCGGUGUUCCCCCGUGCGGGGGGCGGCGGCGGCUGACGGGACCGGACAGGACCGCGGGGGUGUUGCCACCUCCACCGAGGAGCCGUCGCGGCCGCGGGCUCCUCAGAGCCGGGGCCCGGGGCCCGUGACAGACGGGCCGAGGCAGGGAGAGAGGCGGCGGCGGCGCAGGCGACGGGGAGGCAGCGGCGACACCAUGUCAUCCCCUAGUCCGGGAAAGAGGCGGAUGGACACGGACGUGGUCAAGCUCAUCGAGAGUAAGCAUGAGGUUACGAUCCUAGGAGGACUCAAUGAAUUUGUAGUGAAGUUUUAUGGACCACAAGGAACACCAUAUGAAGGUGGAGUAUGGAAAGUUAGAGUGGAUCUUCCUGAUAAAUACCCUUUCAAAUCUCCAUCUAUAGGAUUCAUGAAUAAAAUUUUCCAUCCCAACAUUGAUGAAGCGUCAGGAACUGUGUGUCUAGAUGUAAUUAAUCAAACUUGGACAGCUCUCUAUGAUCUUACCAAUAUAUUUGAGUCCUUCCUGCCCCAGUUGUUGGCCUAUCCCAACCCCAUAGAUCCUCUCAAUGGUGACGCUGCAGCUAUGUACCUCCAUCGACCAGAAGAAUACAAGCAGAAAAUUAAAGAGUACAUCCAGAAAUAUGCAACAGAGGAGGCACUGAAAGAGCAGGAAGAGGGCACCGGAGACAGCUCAUCGGAGAGUUCUAUGUCUGACUUUUCGGAAGAUGAGGCCCAGGAUAUGGAGUUGUAGUAGAAAAAGCACCUGCUUUUCAGAAAGACUAUUAUUUCCUAACCAUGAGAAGCAGACUAUAAUAUUCAUAUUUAAACAAAGCAAUUUUUUUUAUUACUAAACAAGGUUUUUAUGAAUAAUA